Molecule: messenger RNA, 1367 nt
Organism: Syngnathus acus (greater pipefish)
Lineage: Eukaryota; Metazoa; Chordata; Actinopteri; Syngnathiformes; Syngnathidae
Product: mitochondrial carrier homolog 1-like
Exons: 13
Coding region: 57-980 (307 amino acids)
Biological process (GO): positive regulation of apoptotic process
Cellular component (GO): mitochondrion; membrane
Source: RefSeq, a predicted model, not a curated record
GAAGAGACUACUUCCGCCUACUUCCGUCCACUUCUCUGGGUACAAGCUAGCUAACGAUGCUUUCGCAAGGAAACAGACAAACAGACGAUGUGGAGCAAGAUGCGACCCCGACUGGCGUGGAUAUGGAUGUUUCGGUUCUGCUGCUUGGAGCGGGGAUGACGGCCGCGUUACACCCACUGUUUUAUGUGAAGUUGCUCAUACAGGUAGGACAUGAACCUCUUCCGCCAACCGUGGGCACUACUAUGUUCGGAAGAAGAGUUCUAUACCUGCCUGGCUUCUUCUCUUAUGCGCAGCACAUUGUUAAGGUGGAUGGAAAGAGGGGACUCUUUCGUGGUCUGUCACCACGUAUUGCUUCCAUUGCCAUCGCCACUGUAAUCAGGACCAAAGCUAAAAAGCAGACGGAGCUUGAACCCAACAAGGAGAACAAGCAAACCCCGCUUAGGAAAGUCAUGAAGGAGACCUCUCACGAGAUGUUCAUCCAGUGCUUGUCCAGAAUAGCCACGCAUCCGUUUCACGUUAUGUCAGUGCGUUGUAUGGCCCAGUUUGUUGGCAGAGAAGUCAAAUACAGUGGAAUUCUCAGUAGUAUCGGCAGGAUUUUUCAAGAAGAAGGAGUCGCUGGAUUCUACGUUGGUUUAAUGCCUCAUGUGCUGGGCGAGGUCCUCCUCUUGUGGUGUUGCAAUCUGCUGGCGCACUUUAUUAACACCUACGCCGUUGACGACAGUUUAAACCAGGCCUCGGCGGUGAGAAGUUACACAAAGUUUGUGAUGGGUUUCACAGUGAGCAUGCUGACAUAUCCGUUUAUGCUGGUGGCUGACAUUAUGGCGGUCAACAAUUGUGGUUUGACUGCAGGUCUUCCUCCGCACUCGCCCAUCUUCAUGUCCUGGCUGCACUGCUGGAAUUACCUCAGCCGCAGGGGACUCCUGUUCAGAGGAUCCAGCUUCUUCUCUCGCCGCGUGCCAGUCACCUCCAUCUGCGAGUGAUGUCAUCAUCGCCAUUAUCAUCAUCACCAUGAAUUGGACCGUCAUUAUUGGACGGUGGACGAAUGGCUGGCACAUAAGUCGCAGUUCUGAGCUCAGAGUUUGCAUGUUGUCCCUGUGCUUUCCUGGGUUUUCUCCAGGUAUUCCAGCUUCCUCCCACAUUCCCAAAACAUACUACAUGCUAGUAAGAAUAAGCAGGAGUCAUACACAGUGGAUAGAUGGUUGUUUCUGUUUUUUUACUUUUUUUAUUUUUAAUAUAUAUGUUCACGAGCCUCUUGUUCAUGUGUCAAUUUCAACUCGUUUAGUAAGACAGGCGUCCUUUGAGUCCAUCUGAUUCAAUUUGGUAAAAUGCUUAAGCGCUUAAAUGCUACCUCCACAGUCCUCAGGAAG